Molecule: messenger RNA, 825 nt
Organism: Symbiodinium necroappetens
Lineage: Eukaryota; Dinophyceae; Suessiales; Symbiodiniaceae
Source: the annotation of a GenBank genome assembly
AUGGCUGUCGACGUGGCAACCCCCUUUCCGAAUCCAGUUCCGACUGCCGACUCGGGACCAGCCAUGCUGAAAGGUGCUCCAUGGCUGGAUGCCAACUGGCCGUACAUCAGCACGUUUCUGUGUCCCAUCUUCUUCCUGCUGCCUUUUGCCUUGAGUAAAUCUCCCCGACAAGCUCUUCAGAACCCGUAUGUCCUGGGAUGGAUGACGGUGGCAUUCUACUGCUGGCACCAGACGGAGGAGCAUGCCCACGACCUUCGUGGAUGGCGGUAUUCCUUCGUCCCAAACUUCAAUCACAGUGUGGGGGCCCUCGUCUUCAAGAGUUGCGAAACUAUCGGACACUUGAGCUGCCCGCUGAAUACCCGCAUAACUCUUUACGUCAACGUCUUUGUGGUGUGGGUGGGAUUCGUUGCAACCAUGAUCUCUGCCCACUACCUAGGCGGACCUUAUGCUUUCGCAGGACUCGUCAACUGGGGCAUGAGCGUUGUGAAUGCUUUUGGGGGCCACCUGAUUCCAUUCCUUUUCAUGGGCUACAACCCUGGUGCUUUCCAGAGCAUUUUCAUGUUUCUCUUCGGCAUCUACGCCAUCUCACGUGGUGGAAGGCGUCUUGCAGCAGCCAGCAUCGUCAACGGUGUCCUCUUCCAUAUCAUCACAUUCGGUGUCGGCACGAAUCUGGUUCUCGUCGCCCACUGGCCAGAAGAGCUGAUGCUUGUGCUGAGCGUCGUCGGCACUUGGCCCAUGCCUCUUCUUUUGGCGCGCCACUUUGCGCCAAAGCAGUAUGACAAGCUGGAGGACCUGGACGACUCCGAAAACGAGGAGUCACCGUGA